Lottia gigantea (owl limpet) is the source of this 2096-nucleotide messenger RNA. RefSeq lists its product as hypothetical. The transcript is spliced from 2 exons. Lineage: Eukaryota; Metazoa; Mollusca; Gastropoda; Lottiidae. Gene Ontology annotation, biological process: actin filament polymerization. The record is from RefSeq and is a predicted model, not a curated record. Bases 10 to 2028 code for a protein of 672 amino acids. Gene Ontology annotation, cellular component: actin filament; cytoplasm. Gene Ontology annotation, molecular function: actin binding; microtubule binding.
GUUUAAAGUAUGCAGCUAGUGUUGGGUAUAUUAGCAAUUGUAGUAUUGGAAAUAUUCUCGACAGGCAAUGGAGCCAACAUUUCUAACCAGAAUAGAGGUUAUAUUAUUGAUUUACCGUCACGGUUGAUAAGAGGUAAUAAACACUGGUCAGAAUACUACAACAGACGAGAACCUAAUAAACCUACCACUCCCGUGCUCCCUGCAGUCAAACACAGACCAAAUUAUCUGAGCUAUAAAGAUACGCCAAGCAUUUUUCAAACGGAAAGAUUAGAUUCUAAUUUUGAAGAAAACCAACAUGGAAACCGCUAUCCAUCACAAAGCUUUGAACCAUCUCUACAUCAGAAUGAAGCACACACACAAUCAGGAUUAGCUCCACCACGCACACGAGUAGUCCCACCUCCACCACACACACGGCCAAUUUCACCCCCACCACACCAAGGAGUAGUUCCACCACCAAACGACCAAGGAGUAGCUCCACUACAAAGUCCGUCACACUCAGGAGUAUCCCCACCAAAACAUUCACAGUCAAUAAUAGCUCCACCACCUGUAAAACACCAAGGAGUAGCUUCACAACCUCCACCACACACAGGAGUAGUUCAACCUCCACCACACCAAGGGGUAGCUCCACCACCACCACCACACCAAGGAGUAGCUCCACCACCUCCACCACAUCAUGGAGUAGCUCCACCACCAAAUAUGGGAUUAGCCCCCUUACCUACACCAACACAUACGGGAGUGGCUCCUCUACCACCGCCACCACCAUUCCUUGGAGUAAUUCCAGAGAGAUUUCCACACUACAAUCCAAGACCUAAACCAAUUUCCUCAGUGGUUUCCAUGCCAUCAAUAAUGAAGGGUAUAUCUUCUGAACAGCGAAAACCAUCUUAUUCUGUCCAUAUUUCCGGCAAUGUAUCCGAUAAACACAAUAAUUUUUCCCCAUACGUGGAUAAAAAUCAAUACUUGACAGAAGGUAAAAUAGAAAAUAGCAUUUACCAACAUAUGCCAACAACAUUUUGGAAAACCGUCGGAUACUUCCACAAAGAUAGAAAAAAAAGAACCAUCUUUGACGAUGAAGACCGUUUUCAUGACUGGGAGUUUGAUGAAGAUAAUAUUCGUGAUUGGGAAUUCGGAGAAGAGUAUGAAGACCCAGAACAUGGCGAUAAGGAAGGGGGUCAUAUAAUUCAUGAUUUAACUGAUGACCAUAAGAGAAGGAAAAGGUGGUCGGAAAAUAAUGGAGACUGUCAGGAUUGUGAGAUGAGUGACGAAAGUGGGGAAGAACAAGAGUACAACGCAGAUCCCUGGAAUUAUGAUGAUAAUGACAGUGAUGAAAGCAGUCAAACUGAAACAUGGGAUAGUGGUAAAAAUAAUAACGAUUACACAUGGAAGAAUGAGGAUAAUAAUGACGACUACACUUUAGACAAUGACGAUAAUGAUGACGAUUACACUUGGAACGAUGAUGACAAUGACGAAAGUAGUCAAACAGAUACAUGGAGCAAUAAUGAACAAUACUCAUGGAAUAAUGGCGAUGCAACGAAUAGUGACAACGAAAGUGAUGUUGAUGAAACCGAUAACACUUAUAACACAGACGACAAUGAUUAUAAGCUUACCGACGAGGGUUCAUACAAACCAGCUGACCCGAAACCCCGUCCACAACAACCCCCUCCUGAACACAACCGCCAAACUGCAUAUCCUAGAAAACCGAAACCUCCACCAAGAAGGAAACCUGGGCAUGGUCCUUUAUCCAGAUACCCACAGACUCACCAACCUUUUCCACGUCCCCAACCCCACCGUCCAAAACUUCACCGACCACAGAACAGGCCGGGACCAGUUCACGAUCCUCGUCCUUCGAAAUCUCAUCCACCAGAAAGCGGACCGGGACCUUCUCGAGGCUCACCUCCAUCCGCUUCAAGUCACAACUAUCCUAUCUACCAAUUACCAAUACCACCUGCACCUCCAAGACACCCCCAAUCUCCACCCUACCCAUCUGAACAUCUUCAAUAUGAUUUUGAUUAUGAGGAAUGUGAAGACUGAAACUCUUAUUGUAGCUUGUUAUAUAUAGCAAUACAAUACUUGGUGGACUAAUAAAAUAUUGGAAUAAU